Molecule: messenger RNA, 2379 nt
Organism: Lottia gigantea (owl limpet)
Lineage: Eukaryota; Metazoa; Mollusca; Gastropoda; Lottiidae
Exons: 9
Coding region: 245-1321 (358 amino acids)
Biological process (GO): oocyte axis specification
Cellular component (GO): methylosome
Molecular function (GO): protein binding
Source: RefSeq, a predicted model, not a curated record
AAAGAAGAGUCCACAAACUAAUUUGCUAAGUAGUAACUCUUUGAAGUGAACAUUAGAAGAUAUUUUUCUAGUAGGCGUCUACUGUUGUCUAUGCCCAAGUCAAUUCUCUUCAAAAUUCAAAGAUAAAGAAUAGUUUUUAUCUUACAUUUGAGAUUUACCGCGCAUUUCCGGUAUUGGUUGACAUUUCACACGACCCAAAUUCAGCCCACUUAUAAAAUACAAGUCUCGCUUCAACAACUAUAUAAUGGAUCAAAUACCAGCCGCCAUGGAUAGGCAUUUAGACGUUCUUCAAUGUCACGCAGAAACUGGUGGUAUAUUAUUGGGAGCGUCUAAUUUAACUGGAAGAUAUUGGUUUGGAUCAUUAUGGUAUUACGAUAAAUAUGAAUCAAUACCUGAUGUAGAGAAGUGUACUGCAGGAGUUCAACUAGAAGCUGGUAUAACUGAUGCUAAAUGGGUAGAUUCAACAAAGGUUGUUGUUUCUCUUGAUACAGGUGGUUUAGCAUUAUGGGAAUUGAUAGAUAAUUACCACACAUUUGUUUUAAGAUCUACAGCUAUAGAACAUGAUGAUACUGUAAAUAGUGUUAGUGUAUCUUCAGAUCAUAAAAAUGCAGUUUCCUGUAGUAGUGAUUGCAGAAUCAAGACUUGGGAUUUAGAGAACCUAUCUUCAACUCAUUGCUAUAGAGGACAUAAAGAUAGUGUUGUUUGUGUAGACUACCACUCUAAAGAAAAAGAUCUCUUUCUAUCAGCAUCAACUGAUGGAAACAUAAUAUUAUGGGAUAUGAGAAAACCCAAACCAGCCAGUAUUGUAGAUUCAAGACCCUCAGAGAGUUCACCCACAUGUGUAGCUUGGCAACCAGAAUCUAACAAUAUGGCUGCCUUUGGUGAUGAAUUAGGUAGAAUAGUUGUUAAAGAUUUAAGGAUGUGUACUGAAUCACACAAAACCAUCAUACCUCAUAAUAGACUUGUACAUAGACUAGCAUUUAGCCCUAAAAAACCUAAUCUAUUAGCAUCAAUAAGUGAAGAUUGUAGAACUGUUAUUAUGUCUAUAGAUGAUAAUAUUAUUAAACCAUUAUAUAAUGAAAUAAAACAUACAGAUUAUGUACAUGGUAUUAGUUGGUAUAAUGAAGAUAUUAUCACUUGUGCUUGGGACUCGAAUGUUGUUAGACAUUGUAUACAAGAUCAAAGGGAAACAAAUCAGUCUAAUAGUGAAUCUAUUGUGAUGGAAGUGAAUAGCGAUAUACCUGAUAAACAAGAUAUAAUAGAAAAUACUAAACAUACAUUAUCGAAUGAGAGUAAAUCAAAAACAGAAGGAAAAGGCUAAUACUGUUGUAAACUGAUAGAAUCUGUAAUUACCAUCUACCUAUUGCCAUAACUAUAGUAUAAAAUGCAAAUAGCAUUAAUUGUUUACUUUGAUAAAUCUAACUUUUACUAAAUAUUUUUAUUUUGUAUUCAGCACAUUGAUCUGUGCUUCAACAAAACUAACAGGACAUUUUUUGUGUUAAAAAAAUUCUCACAAAAUGUUAUCUUUGCAGGGUCAAAAAUAAAUUGACAAUAAUUGACAAUAUUCGAUGGAAAGAUAUAAGAAUUAGUAAGAUUAUAAGUCAACUUCCAAAUUGAGAUUAUCCUUUAGAUUUGCUUAGGAAAAAGGUCCAAAACAUGCAAUAGAAAACGAAGAUAAAAGCAUUUGGUGCAAAAGUAAAGCUAUUACAUUAUUCUAGAUUUUAUAUGCCAUUUUGUAUAUUUACCAUAAUUUGUUAUGUUCCUAAUUUACUUAUUUUGUGGGCUUUCCUACUAAAUGAUGAAUGAAUGCAUAGAAGUAUAUAAUGUGGUAAAUUUAAUGUGUCUCUAUAUGUUAGUGUCUCUGUUUCAAUUGAUGUUGUCUAUGUUAUAAUGUCUUAUGUUGAUGUUGAUUCUAUUGGAAACUUUAAGGUAAACCAUUGAAGUGAGAAAGAAUUUUAUAAGAGUACAAUAGUUAUAUAAGGAUGAAUAAAAAAUAUAUAUAUAUUCAAUUAUUCAGUGUCUUUAUAUAUUAAAUGAUCAGAAUGGCUAUUUUCAUGCGUUGAUUUGAAUAUAUGUAAAUAGUUUUCAAAAGCAAUCGCAUAAUUCCUUCAAAAAUAUCUCGAACUAGAAAUUUCACUUUCUAUUUCCACAUAAUGUCUUAUUUGUAUUUGGCAGUGUCUCAAGAAAAGACCAGUCAUCAUUUCAACUUUCAAACGCAGAUAAUUUUGGACACACUUGGAUUUGAAGGCACAAACUGUGAUCUUAGAUAGAAAAUUCCUAUUUCUGAGAAUGGCAUGAUUGGUCGAAUGAAUGGCGAAUUUUUCCCUUUUAACUAUAUGUGUAGUUCAGUGAUCUUACCAUAAAAAUGAAUAGUUGGCU